GGGAGGAGGAGCCACAGGCCGAGGACACGAAACCGAAAGUAACCACAAGAGGGGAAAACCAACAUACGGAGGCAGAGAGGACGCAGAGAGAGAAGACGUUUACCAAAACAAACGACGAAAGAAGCAGAAAUGAAAAGGAGGCGAUCAUGUUCAGAGUCCCGCAGUGGACCUUCAACCAGUUCAGAGAUGAGUUCACAACCCGACCAGAUGUCUCUCAAGAGUGAUAAAUCCAUGAUGAGGCCGAUCGUUUUUGAUGGUGGCAGUCCUUCUAGUUCAUCUCCUGACCAGAUGUCUCUCAAGAGUGAUAAAUCCAUGAUGAGGCCGAUCCUCUUUGGUGGUGGCAGUUUGCAGAGUGCAGUUGGGUCAGGAGGUCCCAGCAAGAGGUCUGCGAAGAGUGAAACUUCCAUGUUUGAGACGGACAAACAAAGACAGUCACCCUACAGCUGUUCAUUUUGUAUGGGGGUUUUGAGGCAACUCUCUUGUGGACACUGGUCAUGCAAACAGUGUCUCAGCUCUGAAGGGGACCAGUCUGAUUCCUCAGCAACAAGUGUCUGCUCAACUUGUGGGAAAAAACUGAAGCCAGACAUGGGUGGCAGCCAAGUUUUGAAAGCAACGAAGAAUCUCAAAGAAGCAAUGGGAAACAAAUUUAAGUUCACGUCUGAAGGUAAUGGUGACCAAGAGAGUCUUAACAGAAUCUACACAACCCUCCACAUCACCACCGGAGAGAGUGAGGGGCCACACACAGACCACGAGUCCCGGUUACUCGAACGCAAAGUGAAAAAGUGCUCCUUGUCAAAACAUUUGGUCAAACUCCAUGACAUCUUCAGAAGUUCGCCUGGACAAGAGAAACCCCACAGAACAGUUCUGACGAAAGGCAUCGCAGGGAUUGGAAAAUCAUUUGCUGUGCAGAAAUUCAUCCUUGACUGGGCUGAGGAGGAAGCCAACCAGGAUGUGGAUUUUGUUUUCAGUCUUGCUUUCAGAGAGCUGAAUUUGGUCACAGAUGAGAAAAGCCUGCACAUGCUCCUGACUGAUUUUCAUCCUGCAAUCAAAGAUCUGGAAGAUUCAGAGGAUUACAUCAGAACCAAGAUUAUCAUCAUCCUUGAUGGCCUGGAUGAAAGUAGACUUAGUCUAGACUUCAAGGGCAAUAAGGUGAUAACGUCUGUCAGAGAAGUAACAUCUGUGAGUAACCUCCUUGUCAACCUCAUCCAGGGAAACCUCCUUCCUGAUGCCAACCUCUGGAUAACUUCCCGUCCUGCAGCAGCCAAUCAGAUCCCUGCACAGUAUGUGGACAUGGUAACAGAGAUAAGAGGUUUCAGUGACCAACAGAAGGUGGAAUAUUUCAGGAGAAGAUUUAAUGAUGAGUCAGGUCUUGCUAAACGGAUAACAUCACACAUACAGUCUUCUCAGUCUCUUGACAACAUGUGCAGAAUCCCGAUCUUCUGCUGGAUUUCUGCCGUUUUAUUUAAGGAGGUCUUUGUAGAAGACCAAAACGCUGAAAUUCCCCAAACUCUUACAGGGAUGAUGGCACAUUUCCUGUUUGCCCAGACAAAACGUAGGAACAGAAAAUACGACAAAAAGACUGGGGAGAACAAAGAAGAGCUUCUGAAGACACACAAGGAAUUUCUUCUGAAACUCGGCAAGCUUGCCUUUGUUCAGCUUCAGGAGAACAAACUCAUCUUUUAUGAGGAAGACCUGGAAGAAUGCGGCAUUGAUGUAAAAGAAGCAUCUAUCUACUCUGGAUUUUGCAACGCAGUUUUUAGAGAGGAAGACAUCUUUUCCCAAAAAAAGGUCUUCUUCUUUGUGCAUCUGACCAUACAGGAGUUCUUUGCAGCUCUAUACGUCUACAACUGUCUGACAACCAACAAUACUGCAGGUCUAGACAACUUCCUGAGUCAGGAAGAAAAAGAACACACUUUACUUGAACUUCUAAAGAUGGUGGUUAACAAAGUGUUGGAGAAGAAGAAUGGACACCUGGACUUCUUCCUGAGAUUCCUCCUCGGCCUCAUGGUUGAACCCAACCGAAGAAUCCUUCAGGGACUCCUGAUCCCACCAGACCCAAGUCAAGAUGCCGACAAGAAAAUCUUGACUUACCUCAAAUCCAUCCGGAGGAAGGGUAUCUCUCCAGACGGUUGUAUGAACCUGUUCCAGACCAUGGUCGAGAUGAGAGACCACAAAGUCAAAGAUGAGAUUCAGGAAUAUCUCAAAUUAACUGAUCGUUCGAAAACAGAGUUGACUCCCCUGCACUGCUCUGCACUGGCCUUCAUGCUGCAGGUAUCGAAGAAUGAUCUUGAUGUGUUGGAUCUGAAGAGUUAUAACACAUCAGAGGAAGGCAGAAGGAGGCUGAUACCAGCUGUGAGGAGCAGCAGAAAAGCCUUACUGGGAGACUGCAAAGUGACAAUAGAAUGGGUCGAACACUUGGCCUUUGGUCUCAAGUUCCCAUCUUCACCUUUACGAUAUCUGGACUUGAGCAACAAUGACCUGAAAGAUUCAGGAGUGGAGCUCCUCUGUGAAGGACUGUCCAGUCAAUGCUGCAGACUCCAAACACUGAGGUUGUCAGGUUGUCAGGUCACAGAGAAAGGCUGUGAUCAUUUGGCUUCAGCUGUACGCUCCAACCCCUCCCAUUUGAAAGAACUGGACCUGAGCUACAACCAUCUAGGAGACUCUGGAGAGAAGCUGCUCCGUGAUCUGAAGGACGACAAACAAAACAAGCUCAACAAAAUCAAUUUUGAACAUGGUGGAAUUCACAGAAUGAAACCAGGAUUCAAGAAAUAUGCCUGCAAACUUACGUUCGACCCCAACACAGCACACAAGAACCUGCAGCUCUCUGAAGGGAACAGAAAGGUGACCUGGGUGGAGGAUGAACAGCCACAUCCACAUCACAACCAAAGGUUUGAUCAUCACCUGCAGAUUCUGUGUGAACAAGGUCUGAAAGAUCGCUUCUACUUCGAGGUGGAGGGGACGGGACACUUGAGUGUUGGGCUAACGUACAGAAGCAUUGGCAAGAAAGGGGACGGGAACGACUGCAAGCUGGGAUUCAACGACAAGUCUUGGUGUCUGACUUGUUCUGAAAAUGAUUGUUACGUUUGGCAUGACGGAGAGCGACACAACUUAUCUUCAUCAUGCACACGUUCCAAUCAUUUGGGAGUCUAUCUGGACUGGGAGGGCGGCAUCCUCUCCUUCUACAGGGUUUCCUCCGACAGUCUCACCCGCCUCCACACUUUCAAACAAAAGUUCAGUGAAGUCCUCUAUCCUGCCGUUGAGCUUCACAGUCAUUCCUGGGCGUCAUUUCGUCAGCUAACGUAAACACUUUCUCUUUGCAUAGAGGUGGUCAGAGCAUAUUCUGAUAUGUCCUUAGCUUUAGCAUUUAGCACACACACAGGACAACUUGGUCCUCCUAGAGCUCCCAGAGUAACCAGAGUGGCCCUCUUUGGUCUAAAACCAAAAAUAGAAGAAGAGAAGGCUUCGAAGAAAGAGCGAGACAGGAGACACACCAGAUCACUGUAAGUUGUGUGAAACAGGACAGAGCUGUCGGUUGUCCAUCCUUGAGUUGGUCAACAUCAUGCUGUAGUGCAGUGGUCACAAACAAAACCAGCGCUGAAUUUACAGCAGCUUACCUGACAUCUUCUCCUUUGUAACCUAAAGAAAUUAAACGGCAUCUAUUCCAAAUUUAAAGAACUUCACGAAUGGUAGAAGAAGUUAUCGAGGUUGUAAUUCUUUGGGAAAAGAGUCAUAAACGGAGUGAACUGAUCCGGUUCGAGUGCAUUAAUUAAGAAUAUAUGGGAGAUUUAUCCAGUGAAAUAAAACAUUUCCCUCAAAAUUUGACACAAAAAUUCUACACAACUAAGUAAAUGUUGGGACCAAUCGUUGGGAGUUUGUUGGUGGUGAAGGAGUUGCACAUUUUGCUUGUUUGUGCUCUUGGUUUUACCAAUUCAUUCCGUAGUUUAUUCAUCUGUUUGCAACAAUUUCCCGACCGUCACAUCGGUAAUCGAGAAGCUUUUAACUACAUCUUCUUCUCUGUCCAUCUACAAUCUUGAUCUUUAACUGAUCCGGUUGUUAGUUAAGAGAUAAGAUCAAGGUGACGUCGUCUCUAUGUUCAUAUUUACACGGAGAAACUCAGACGUUGUCUUUCAUACUGGCGUCCAUACUUAACAUGGAUUUCACAGCAAAAUUUAAGUGGGAUCAUAAAGUCUCUCUCAUUGUUUACUGUACAUACGCUCACUGACCAGUUCAAACAUCUUAGCUUCAAUCAAAAUGUCAUUAUUCAGGAUUAGUUUCAAAUCACUGAGAGAGCUGUUGGUUCAACUGUGUGUUCACUUUGUUACUAUUACUUUGUAUUUUGUUGUGUUGACACGUGUUCCUUUUAUCUUUCCAAGAAUCAGUUUAAGUUUUACAUCAGAUUGAUAACGGUUUACAUUAAUGAGCUUUAAAGAUAAAAUGAAAACACAUAAACUUGUAGAUACGGUUCAAUACGUCCACCUGCAUGUGUUUAAUGUUCAAAAUAAAAUGUCAGGUUUAAAUGUCAGAAAGAUUAUUGUGAGAGCACGAAUUCAUGACGUAUUCGUGAUGUAGUAGAUAUGUUUAUAAGGUCUGUAACAGUACUUCCACUACAUUCAUGCAUAAUAGCAUCAUAUUAAGCUUUUAAUGCAUCAUUAUUAUUAAUUAUCAAUCAAGCAUUAAUUCAUUCUGUGUGUAUGUGUGUUUAUUUGUACAGCUAUCUUUGCGAGGACCAUUUUAAGUUUAAGCAGAGUGAGAACAUUUUGGCUGGUCCUCACUUCUCUACGUCUGUUUGAGAGUUAAAACUCAGUUUUAUGAUAAAGGUUUGGGUAAGGAACUUGGGAAAACAUUAUGCCAACGAGUGUCCUCACAGAGAUAGCCAUACAAACAUUUUGUGGAUAAUGUAUUUUAUAUGUAUUUCACAUAUAUGUAAAUAUUACCAUUUUUUUCUCUCCUUUUUCCAAAACUGCAUUUUCUUUUUUGCUGCUUUGAAUAUUUUAUUUGGGGUAAGUGCAGUGAUUCUUCCAGUUAAAUAUGAGGUUGGCUGGUUUUCUCUUUCUGACGACUGAGGGAUUUUUUUCUUUCUUGUUUUUCUGUUUUAUAUUCUUAUUCUUUUAUAUCUCAGUCUGUAUUGUCCAGUGAGUUUGUUGUUUGUUGUGACUCAUUUAGUCAUUUAUUUAAUGAUCUGAUCUAAUAAACGGCUUCUAAGAGUUA
Molecule: messenger RNA, 5208 nt
Organism: Mugil cephalus (flathead mullet)
Lineage: Eukaryota; Metazoa; Chordata; Actinopteri; Mugiliformes; Mugilidae
Product: NLR family CARD domain-containing protein 3-like
Exons: 11
Coding region: 130-3303 (1057 amino acids)
Molecular function (GO): protein binding
Source: RefSeq, a predicted model, not a curated record